Monosiga brevicollis MX1 is the source of this 924-nucleotide messenger RNA. RefSeq lists its product as uncharacterized. The record is from RefSeq and is a predicted model, not a curated record. The coding region runs from base 1 to 924 and encodes 307 amino acids. The transcript is spliced from 9 exons. Gene Ontology annotation, biological process: proton transmembrane transport. Lineage: Eukaryota; Choanoflagellata; Craspedida; Salpingoecidae. Gene Ontology annotation, cellular component: vacuolar proton-transporting V-type ATPase, V1 domain; lysosomal membrane. Gene Ontology annotation, molecular function: proton-transporting ATPase activity, rotational mechanism.
AUGGAUUACGUCUUGAUCUCCGUCCCCACCAAGGCGUUCAACCGCCAGGUCGGCACGCUCAGUGAGCUCAUUGCUCUCUCUGAUGAUCUCGCCAAGCAUGACCAGUUUGUCAUGAGCGUGACGGUCAAGCUGGCCAACAUCCUGAAGGAUUUGGCCGCUACCCCGGCGGAUGCGGAACGCACGAUGCAGGUCGAUGGUCGCUCCCUGCCCGAGGCCACCGAGCAUUUUAGCUGGGACAUGGCGCGCUACAACGUCAAGCAGCUCCCCCGCGAGCUGGCGCAGCAGAUCAUCCAGGACACUCAAGAUGUUGAGGUCAAGCUUAAGACCAAGUCCCAGGGCUUUAACAAGAUCAAGGGCAACUUGCAGGCCAUUGAGCGCAAAUCAAAUGGAAGCUUGCUGAUCAAGAGCCUGGCCAACGUGGUCAAGCCCGAGCAUGUCGUUCGGGACUCGGAGUUCUUGGUCACGCUGCUCGUCGUAGUGCCCAAGCUGGUGGCUGAGGAUGCAGAGUAUGGACUGUACACGGUGACGGUCUUCCGCAAGAUUGUGGAGGACUUUAAGCAGAACGCACGCGAAAAGAAGUUUGUUGUCCGUGACUUUGAGUUUGAUGCUGAGGAAAUCGCCAAGGAUGAGCAUGAGCUCAACGAGCUGCGCACCAACAUGGUCAAGCAACAAGCGCUGCGCGUGUUUGUGGAGAGCGUCCUUCGCUUCGGCUUGCCCCCGGACUUUACAGCCACUUUGCUCAAGAUCAACAAUGGCAACACCCGCAAGGUCCGACAGAUCCUCGGAGAGGAGUAUGCAGCCCUUGACCGGGCCAAUGCUGCGGGAGCGGAUGUGGUAGAUAUCCCCGGCGUCACCAACCAGGGUGAAUAUUAUCCCUAUGUCAGCUUUGACGUGGAGCUGGCACACUUUGUCGACAAGAGGUAA